Molecule: messenger RNA, 1293 nt
Organism: Didymodactylos carnosus
Lineage: Eukaryota; Metazoa; Rotifera; Eurotatoria; Philodinida; Philodinidae
Source: the annotation of a GenBank genome assembly
AUGUUAUUCGAUAUUGUUUCAUCGACCAAACGUCUUGGUGUUGAAAAUAUUACUGAUGAAGAUUUUUCUGAUCGUUUGUCAUCAACUUACACUGUUAUUCUGUUAGGUGUCAUUGUUUCAUGUGUCACCGUUGGUAUCUACGUUGGAACACCAAUUGAAUGUUUAACAUCUACAGAUCUGCCAGGAAAUCACAAAGAAUAUGUUGAAUCCUAUUGUUGGAUUUAUUAUACGUAUCAUAUAUCAGCUGAACAAUCAUUGACACGUGACACCGUUCGUCAAUAUCGAACAAAUUAUUAUUUUUGGACACCGUUUAUUUAUACAUUUUGUGCUCUAUGUUUUUAUUCUGGUUCAUUAUUUUGGCAAUCAUUUGGUCAACGAGCUACAUUCGAUAUUCCACGAUUAUUGAAAACAUUAGUUAAAUUAAAAAUACCGAAUUUUGAUCGCCAUAAAACGUUUUUAGAAAUUGCUAAUCAUUAUGAUAAAGUUUAUAAUUACGAGAAAAUCAUGGAACCAACUUUGCAUUCAUAUAUGAAGCGUUUACUUUCAAAAUGUUCAUUUUUUGCAGGUUCUGGUUAUUUAACAUGGAUCUAUUUUGUUAUGAAAUUCAUUUAUCUUAGCAAUGGUAUUCUUCAAUUUUAUUUUUUGAACAAACUACUUGGUUUUAAAUAUUAUACGUUUGGUAUUGAUUUUUUGACAAGUCUAAUAAGAGAUGAACAAUAUAAAGUACUAAAAUAUUUUCCACGCAUUACAUUUUGCGAUUAUCAGUUAAGAACAGUCGGUGAUAAUAUUGUUAAUAAUACAGUACAAUGUGUAUUGCCAAUGAAUAUGUUUAACGAACGUUUAUUUCUUCUCCUUUGGUUUUGGUUUAUUUUUGUGAUUGUGAUAACCGGUAUAAAUAUUAUUUAUUGGUUGACAAUAAUGAGUUAUAGAGGGCGUCAUCGAGAAAUUAAACGACAUUUAAGAAUAUGUGCCAAAUUAGAAUUUAAUAAGAAGAAAAAUGUAGAUAUAAAACAUUUAUUAGAUAUAUUUAUUGACGAUUAUUUAAGAGGUGAUGGAAUUUUGUUUGUAAAAUUGAUACAAAAAAAUGCUGGCAUAGUAGUAGCAGGUGAAAUGGUGUCAGUAUUAUGGGAAAAAUUUAAAACAAAGCAACAACUUUCGUCCGUUAAAAUUCAAAACAGAGACAAACAUGAUGAUGAUGAUGAUCAGCAAUAUUUGUUACAAAAACCUAUUCAGUCAAUAAAAAUUUUUUCAUCCAAUGGCAAUAGUCAUAUUAUCGAUGAUAAAGAAGAAUGA